AUGAACGCAGGCCAAAUGAAUCGCAGAAUGCUCUUCAAGAUUGGCGUCACUCUGGUUCUGGGAGUGGGCAUCAUUUUGUUCUACCUCGUCAACAUUCAAGACCUGGAACAAAGAGUUGAGAAUAAAAAAAUAUUGAGUGAAAAUGAUCAACUGUCUGACAUCCUCGAUAAAAGUAAGAUUAGAGAAACAGGGCAUAAAGAAGGUGAUUCCUUGAAAGUGCCUUCACAACAUCAGGUUCCGCAUGAUCUAAUGGCUAAUGAGACACUCACAGGUGUGAUCAUUUCUAAAAUAGAUAUUAAUAAAAACUCAAACAUACUCAACAGCUCUAGUGUGCCGUCUGCACAACUUAACAAGACUUCAGCUAAGGACAAGCAGCAUCCAGAUAUUACCUUUCAAGAAACAAGACUGGAUCCGGUUAUACAAAGUCCUCAGCAGCCAAAGGGCAGUGCUGUCCAUCUCUGUGUUGUGGUGUGUGAUCAGCGGGCAGAGGAGACCAUGGUGAUGCUGAAGUCUGCGGCAAUGGUCACUCAGUCGUCGGUCCCCGUGGUGUUUCAUAUCAUCGCAGAGCCACGGCACCAUGUUUUCUUCCAGGAUCAGUUAAACCUGUGGCCCAAGGUGUACAGACAGAAUAUAGCCUACAGAAUCUAUACGGUGAUGUUUCCCAGCAGUUCCACGUCUGACUCGUGGAAAAAGCUGUUCAAACCAUGCGCCUCUCAGCGACUCUUUCUUCCGGACCUCCUCAAGUCUGUCGACAGCUUGAUCUACGUGGACACGGAUACAUUAUUUUUCCAAUCACUAGCUGAUCUAUGGUCCCACUUUGCUCUCUUCAAUGAGAAACAACUGGCAGGCUUGGUGAGCGAGGCUGAGGAUGCAACCGCCGGAUGGUACAACAGAUUUGCCAACCAUCCAUUCUAUGGGAAAUUUG
Messenger RNA from Candidula unifasciata, 925 nucleotides. The record is from the annotation of a GenBank genome assembly. NCBI's taxonomy places the organism in Eukaryota, Metazoa, Mollusca, Gastropoda, Stylommatophora, Geomitridae.